AUGAACUUCUCGCCCGCCAAAAGAAAAAACGAGUGCGACGAGGAGCGCAAAAAGGCCCCCAAAACCCUCUCUGAGGCCGACCUCCACGCAGUCACCUCGCUGAACGAAUGGCCCGUCUACAACCACCCGCAGGGAGGCACCAUCAAAAUCACCCCCUGGGGAGCUCUUCGCCAGUACAUCGCCAACGGCGAGACGGUGACGCGUUUUGAGGACGUUUCGUUCACCGACUACGACUUUGGUGUGGCGGCACCGUGUCCACCGGUGGCAGUCGUGGGUCCCGUUUCGCAGCAGCCGCUGGAAAUGCCCUCGACGCCCAUGUCGCUCGGACUGAAGUGCUCGUCGCCGGCGCCCGAGGUGCGAGUGAGUCCUUGGUGCGAGGCCGAGGGCUACGUUGUGGACGGGUACCGGGGCGAGCAGGGCGAGCAGGGCGAGCAGCGAGGGUUUGAGCGGGAGCAGGAGCAUUUUUUCGGCAUGAUGGACCAGGACGGUGAGGACUAA
Molecule: messenger RNA, 498 nt
Organism: Candidozyma auris
Lineage: Eukaryota; Fungi; Ascomycota; Pichiomycetes; Serinales; Metschnikowiaceae
Exons: 1
Coding region: 1-498 (165 amino acids)
Source: RefSeq, a predicted model, not a curated record